Messenger RNA from Cryptotermes secundus, 535 nucleotides. RefSeq names its product 39S ribosomal protein L55, mitochondrial (gene mRpL55). The record is from RefSeq and is a predicted model, not a curated record. NCBI's taxonomy places the organism in Eukaryota, Metazoa, Arthropoda, Insecta, Blattodea, Kalotermitidae. Bases 93 to 464 code for a protein of 123 amino acids. The transcript has 3 exons. Gene Ontology annotation, cellular component: mitochondrial large ribosomal subunit. Gene Ontology annotation, biological process: translation. Gene Ontology annotation, molecular function: structural constituent of ribosome.
UCCGGAAUCGGUUUGUAAACAGGAGAACGUGUGUACAUGUAUUAAGCGUGGUGUGGGAAGAGUUUGCUUGGUGCAGUGAUUAUUAUCACACAAUGCUGCCUGCACGGUUAUUAAAAUGUUGGCAGCUGCUGUUAUGGGAACCAGUCCAGUUUGCUGCAGGCUCCUUAGUUCGUCAGCCCUUCAGAUGUUUGAACAGCAAGACUGCUAGCAUAACCAAAGUGCAUCGUAAAAUGUAUACUCGGAUGUACCCAACUGCAGUUAUAUUACCAGAUGGUUCAAGCAUCACCAUUCGUUAUCACGAACCAAGGAGCAUCAUUAAGUUACCACUUGACCUCUCAACUGUAAGUGAAGCAGAACGAAUGGCAAGAUUACAACGAAGGAAACCAAAGAAGAAGGUGCAAAUAGUAGAAGAUAUUGAAGAUAGUUUUGAUCCCAGACAAUAUGUGCGCUUGCUAAAGAAAUGAAGAGGUGACUACGAAUGUUUUUGAGCUGUUGAUGUAAUGUAGAAUUAAUAAAUAAAAUUAAUGUUAAUGAA